Solenopsis invicta (red fire ant) is the source of this 4466-nucleotide messenger RNA. Its product is annotated as protein dispatched. The coding region runs from base 620 to 3958 and encodes 1112 amino acids. Lineage: Eukaryota; Metazoa; Arthropoda; Insecta; Hymenoptera; Formicidae. The record is from RefSeq and is a predicted model, not a curated record. Gene Ontology annotation, cellular component: membrane. The transcript has 10 exons.
GAUGUCGUUGGUCGCUGCACAUGCGCUAGAAAAGCGUAUCGUCCAGCAGCAUUGGAUUGUACCAUUUAUCACUGUAAUGUAAACACGUGUUGUUAUUCGAAGUAAACGCAUAAUGCGGUUUCCUCGCGAGGAAAAUUGACGAGAAAUCGCGAGUACGACGCAUUUAACACGACUUAGUAGUAACAUGAAAAUAAAAAAAGCAUCAUCGUAUUCGAAUGAUUUUGCCAUGUCCAUACGCUGAAAUUCACGUUCGUAUGGUUGUUUCUGCGUUCGUGACUCCGAUGUCAAAAUUUACUCCGAUACUUUUUCAAUUGCACUCCGAUCGUGGACUAAAACGUAAAUGAAGGAAAUCACAAAAUUGUCUGAAAACGUUUGGUAUUCUCGGAGAUAUUUGAAUGAAAUGAGACGAGCAUGAUUAUGUGAUACAAGAGAGUAUAUAAUCUUUGUUAUAACAGAGUAUUUUAAUAUACUGUCACGAAUUUUUCAACGAACCGCACUGAAUGAUAGAAAAUAAUUAAUUUAUAAAUUAUAUAUUGAUGGUUUUUUAUCUGUUACACAAGUGAAGAUAUAUAUUUUUAAAAAAUUAUAUACAUCUACAGAAUAGUAAGAAAUCUAGAAAAUGGAACCAUCUUGGUUUCCUCGUGUAAUUGCUCAUCAUCCAUAUAUUAUUUUAUUGUCUGUUUUUAUAUUUUCUUCGAUAUGUCUUAUUAUUCCAUUGACAACUAAAAAGUUUGAUUUUUCUGACCCACAAAUGGGCUUUGAGGCAAGAGGUACAGUAUUAUCGCAAAGACUGAUAGCUUGGAAUCAUUUGAUAGAAGCUACAAAACCAAGAGGUGAACUUACUGCUAAUCCUUUAGAAUAUCAUCAACAUAUUAGUCAACUACCUAUACAGUCUAAAGCAAAUAUGCAAAAUCAUAGUUGGUCUGAGAAAGAAGAGGGUAUUCUUAGAAAGAAACCAAAAGGUAAAAAACGAAAAGGAAAAAAACAUCAAUCAGUAUUAAAUAUCACAGACCACAUAGAAGUGAGUGAAGAGAAAGAUGCAUGGAAAAAAUUACUAGAAUUAAAAGACAAACAUAAUCCACAAAUAGAAGAUGACAAGGCUGAAGAUCAUCUUGAUAGUGACAAUUUCUUCUGCAAUUUACCAUCUGCUUCGUAUGCACGUGUUGUAAUCACUGUGGAUUCAGAGGAAAAUAAUUUAUGGUCAAUGGAAGGUGUAUUAGCUCAAUGUCAUAUUGAUGGUGUACUUCGUGGGAAUGUUCACUUUCAAGCUUUGUGUCAGCCUCAACUCAAGCGUAAUGGUGAAGCUGAUGGGAAAUGUUGUAGAAGUUGGUCACCAGCUAAUUAUGUGGCACUUUUAUCCAAUCGCAGUUCUUGUUUGGGAGUAACAGAGAGUGAUUUGAGCAGAGUGAAGUCUCUUUUGCAACAGUGCGCUGUUUAUUUUCAUAAUCGCCACUUAUCACCUAACUGUGCGGAAGAUUUUAAUUGUCAAAAACUUGUGCCAACUGAUUGUUAUUAUCAAAAUGCAGUUUACCAUUUACUGCAAUAUCUUUUAGAUAUUAAUUUUAUUUCUAAGAUAGAUCCUCACAAACAAAAUUCGACGUUGCAUUCUGUCAUGUUGUUUCUUCCUGUUGCUGCAAGCUCUGUGACUUCAGAUUUUUACAAAGCAAUAGACAAUGAUGAUUUAAUAUACGGAAACUUUCAUGUUCAAGGCAUGCAAUUUGGCCUAAAAAAUACGUUGUUCGAUCAGUUAUUAGUAUCUGAUUCAAGUUUGGUACUUGCUGGUUUUGCAUUUGUUACAUUUUGUAUCUGGGCAUAUACCGGCUCUUUAAUAUUAACGUUAGCUACAAUUAUGGCGGUAUUGUUCAGUCUUGGGAUUUCAUACGCAAUAUAUACUCUUGUCUUGCACAUUGAAUUUUUCCCUUUUAUGAACAUUUUGGCCAUAGUCGUAGCUGUAGGCAUUGGAGCAGAUGAUGCAUUUAUUUAUUGUAAAGUUUGGGAAUCUAAAAAACAAAAAAAACAGAAACUUUCUGAUGGUGGAUUAGCACAUUUGGUACAAGAAACAAUGAAACAUGCUGUUCCGUCAAUGUUUGUUACGUCUCUUACUACAGCAAUAGCUUUUUUUGCAUCAAUUGUUAGCAAUGUGACUGCUAUCAAUUGCUUCAGUUUAUUUUCAGGGAUGACAGUUAUUGCUAAUUUCUUCUUGAUGAUCACAUGGUUACCUGCAUGUGUGAUCGUGUCAGAGCAUUGUAAAUUAUCUACUCUGUCGCCUGUCAAUUUUAUCACUAGAAAAAUUAUUCGACCUCUAAGAUCUUUAGGAAAUAAAGUGACGGUGGGAUUCACUGUCGUUCUUACUGGAUUAGUGCUUCGUUUACGAUGGUUUUGGUUAAUAAGCUUAGGAAUUGUGGCAGUAGCAUGUUGCAGUGUCGUCUUCCAUUAUCCAGGCUUGCAACUGCCGAAUAAUGUGGAUCUUCAAUUAUUCCAUGAUAAACAUCCAUUUGAACAAUAUGAUUUAAUAUAUUCGCAGAGAUUCUGGUUUGAACGAUAUGAAAUGGUUGGUGGAGAUGUUGAAUUUUUACAACCAUUGAGAUUUGUAUGGGGCAUAAAUCCGGUCGAUAAUGGUGAUUACCUCGAUCCUCGUAAAAAGGGAAAACUGGAUUAUGAUGAAACUUUUGACAUUUCUCAUCCAAAGUCACAGUUGUGGCUUCAACAAUUUUGCCGAAAUUUACGGAGUCAACCUUUUUACCAUAGCACGGUUGGACCUUUAUUAUCUAACUGCUUCAUCGAGUCAUUACAUUCAUGGAUGAAGAGACGUUGUAAGGAUCCUAUUGAUCCUCAAAUUGACUAUACGCCGUGCUGUGAGAGCAGUAAAUUUCCUUAUAAUUCCAAUGUUCUGCAACAAUGUGCAGCUGAAGCUAGCUUGAGUUUACAUGACACACCUAAUUUGUGGAGUGGGAGCGGUUUACUUUCUGCAGGUCUAAAAUUUGUCAAAGAACCAUUGUCCGCGCAGGCAAAUGAUACGCUUAUGGUGAAAAUGAUGCCUAAGAUCAAAGCGCUUAUUGUCGAAUACGAUAGCACAUAUGCAUAUAGUCUCUCGUUUGCAAACAUGGAUAAAUUUUUUCAUCAGGUCGAAAGUUGGAUGCAGAAUCAGUUACGAAUGGCGCCUAAAGGGAUGCGAGGUGGAUGGUUUGUUAGUAAUUUCGAAUUUUAUGAGCUUCAGCGAACGUUACAUGAAGGAACCAUAUGGGCAAUAGGAGUGUCGCUAAUUUUGGCUCUAAUAGUCUUAGUACUUGUGACCUUAAAUCCUAUUGUCAGCCUAUAUGCAAUUGUAACAAUUGGUGCUGUUAUUAUAGUAACUGUUGCAUUACUGAUCCUUCUUGGUUGGAAACUCAAUAUUCUAGAGAGUGUUGCAGUAACAACAGCUAUAGGUCUUGCUGUAGACUUUAGCUUACAUUAUGCUGUGAGUUAUAAAGUAUGCAUCUCUGAAAAGAAAAUAGACAGAGUAAAAGCAGCACUGCAGCAAAUGGGCGGUCCUACUCUUAUGGCAGCAAUUACAAGUGGAGCUGCGGGCGCUUUUAUGUUACCUUCGAAUGUACUACCUUAUAUACAAAUUGGUAUUUUCUUGUUACUCGUCAUGGGAAUAAGUUGGAUCUACGCGACGUUAUUUUUGUGCUCGAUGUUAGCAAUUAUAGGACCGUCUUUACACUUUGCUCAAUUUGAAUAUCCUAGAUUGAGAAUUUUAUCGAUUUGUUUUUUCAAAUAUGAGGCUAGUGAUGCGGUUGAAACCGACAAAGAUAAUAAUCGAGCAAAGAAAAUUUAUAAAGGUCGAGGAAUGCUUUCGGAAUCAACUGUAAGCACAUCUAGUUCUGUAUGUCAAUUUCAUUGCAGUGAACUGGAAACUCUUGCAAGGCCUCCAUCGCCAUCAUUACCACCAUCUCCAUUAUCAACAUUACUUCGUUAAAAUAGUUAUUAUUUAAAUAAUUAUUAUGUCAUUUUCUCUAGAAAUCUCAAUUUGCUGUUUUAGCAAUUAUAUAUAUUUUUUUUUUAACUCUACCUCAAAUAAUCAUUUUGUGCAUAGGUGUAACAUUAUAUACUUAAUGUGACUGUUGACUGUGUUCAAAUAGUUUUAAGGUCUUUACUCAAUAUACUGCUCCUUUGCUACAACAGCGACAUAACUCAAAAAAUAAAGUUUUUGUUUAAAUAUUUUGAAUCAUUAAAAUUUGUAAUAUUAUUUUUUAAUGCGGUUUGGAAGUAAUGAUUUGGUUUAUUAAUUGCAGAGGAAUAAAAGUAUUAUUAAUUCUUCACUUAAUAUAUUCAAUUCUCAUCAAAAUUUUUUUUUCUGUGUAAACAACUCAAAAAUACUAAUUUUUAGUUAUGUCAUUGCUUGUAGUAAAAGUGAUAUGGUCUGUCAUACGUUACCUAUAUCUACAGUACAUUCAACACACAAUAUGUAAGGUUAAACACAUACA